GAAUGACAGCGGGCGAUGAGUAAACUUUCCUCAGAAGUAAGGGAAGUAGAAGUGUCGCUUAUUUUUCUAAAACGCACCUUCAACAUAUGAAAUCGCCACCGUUGUGUAAAAUACGUAAUGAAAGGGAAAAAACGCUUUUCCCGCAAAGGUUUGAUUUUAACGUGAAGAAACCCAUGGAUACGGGUGACACGGGGAGGAGACGGACGAAAGGUGUGCGAGCCAGUGGCUUGGGAGUCGGGGUAAAGGAUGCGAAAAUCAAAAGGGAAGAGGCGCACGUUUUGAGAUCGCUAACAGUCGGGAACACGGAGGCCAAUGAGGUCCUGAUGGAGGUCGACUGUUUCCCCGGCGGGGACUUCAAGAGCGGGAAAUCGGAGCGGAAGGUCAUGGCACCCAGAUACAGCUUGCUGCGAGAGGUCGGAAGGGGCAGCUAUGGCGUGGUGUACGAGGCCAUUGCGCGCAGAUCUGGCGCCAGGGUGGCCGUGAAGAAACUUCGAUGCGACGCUCCCGAGAACGUCGAGCUUGCGCUUGCGGAGUUCUGGGCCCUGACGAGCCUGGAGAAGCGCCAUGAGAAUGUGGUGCAGCUGGAAGAAUGCGUUUUGCAAAGGAACGGCAUGGCACAGAAAAUGAGCCACGGGAACAAACGAUCCAAGCAGUACUUGCGGCUGGUGGAGACUUCUCUGAAAGGCGAGAGAGUGCUAGGCUGUCCCGAGGAGCCCUGCUACCUGUGGUUCGUGAUGGAGUUCUGCGAGGGCGGGGACCUCAACCAGUUCAUCCUCUCGCGGCGGCCCGACCCGUGCACCAACAGGAGCUUUAUGCUGCAGCUGACCAGCGCCGUGGCCUUCCUGCACAAGAACAACAUUGUGCACCGCGACCUGAAGCCGGACAACAUCCUGAUCUCUGAGAAGUCGGGCGCGCCCGUGCUCAAGGUGGCCGACUUCGGCCUGAGCAAGGUGUGCGCCGGCCUGGGGGGCAGGGACAGGGGGGAGGAGGGGGGCAAGGGGGGUGUCAACGUCAACAAGUUCUGGCUGUCGUCCGCCUGCGGCUCCGACUUCUACAUGGCCCCCGAGGUGUGGGAGGGCCACUACACGGCGAAAGCGGACAUCUUCGCCUUGGGCAUCAUCAUAUGGGCCAUGAUCGAGAGGAUCACCUUCAUCGACGCCGAGUCCAAGAGGGAGCUCCUGGGCACCUACGUGCGGCAGGGGACUGAGAUCGUGCCCGUCGGAGAGGCGCUCCUGGAAAACCCAAAGAUGGUGCUCCACAUCCCGCAAAAGCGGAGGACUUCCAUGUCGGACGGGAUAGUAAAGCUCUUGCAGGACAUGCUGGCGGUCAACCCCCAGGACCGGCCCGACGCCUUUGAGCUGGAGACCAGGAUGGACCAGGUCACGUGUGCUGCUUGACACUCAGAAGCUGAAUGACAAGGAUACUCUGUUGUUUUUCAGGUCUGCUCACCUCAGAUGCCAGAGAUCCAGUGUGUUUGCAGAGGUGGACAAAGGGACUGUGAUCUUUGAACUGUGAAGUUCCCAUCGUGGUUGAUUUUAAUGUGAAGAAUAAGGAACAAAAUUGAGCCAUUCAUCAUGUAUUUAGGACACAAAAAAAUGGGAAUACUAUGCAGUACAUUUGCACAGACAGUCAGGGUUUUGUCUUUUUUUUCCUUUUUGUUUUUGAA
Messenger RNA from Megalops cyprinoides (Indo-Pacific tarpon), 1666 nucleotides. Its product is annotated as serine/threonine-protein kinase 35-like. Gene Ontology annotation, molecular function: ATP binding; protein serine/threonine kinase activity. The transcript has 3 exons. Gene Ontology annotation, biological process: peptidyl-serine phosphorylation; autophagosome organization; protein autophosphorylation. Lineage: Eukaryota; Metazoa; Chordata; Actinopteri; Elopiformes; Megalopidae. The record is from RefSeq and is a predicted model, not a curated record. Bases 87 to 1397 code for a protein of 436 amino acids. Gene Ontology annotation, cellular component: cytoplasm; autophagosome.